AGCCGGCCAAUCUGCUGAUCUACACUCGCCUCGGCCUUAUCAACGUUGGCUGCGAAAGUUUGGCCGUCGCCGCGCACCGCCGCUCCUUAUAUUACUUGAUUGAACGAUGCGCCGUUUAGUCCUGUACAGCGCUCGCGUUCCACAUCAACCCAACAUCCUCUCCCUUAUACAAAGGACUCUCCUCUGACGAGGUCGAAGAUCAAACUCCUUCGCGGAGCUUCGAAACAAGAGUCCCUAAUCGAAAAUUUUUCUUACGCGACAGUCACGUCAAGUCACCUGUCGUCGCAUCAAAAAUGAAUUACUACGACGUCGAGAAGACGGCCGCCGAUGCUGAUGUGUCCUCGGCGCCCUCUGUCACCAAGCACACUGGACCUGUUGCUGCUAUCGAGGGUGGUGCCGUUCCGGGCGAGAGCUUUGAAUAUGGCAACACCCUGUACGCGAAGGUUCAAAGGUUGGCCGGCCGCUUGAACAUUGAACAGAGAGGCAUCGAGCGUGUCCCGGACAGCGAACGGAACGACACUUCUUUAUUGAACGUUGGUACCAUGUGGCUUUCCGCCAACAUGGUUGUCAGUUCCUUCGCAAUUGGUCUACUUGGCAAGUCGUUGUUCGGCCUUGGAGUUGCUGAUGCUAUGCUGGUAAUCCUCUUCUUCAACAUCAUUGGUGUCCUCUCGGUCUGCUUCUUUUCCACGUUUGGUCCUGUGUUUGGUCUCCGUCAAAUGGUCUUGUCCCGGUUCUGGUUUGGCUGGUACGGUGUCAAGCUCAUUGCCGUCUUCAACUGCUUCGCCUGUAUUGGCUGGUCGUCCGUCAACUCCAUUGUUGGCGCUGAGCUUAUUCACGCUGUGAACGAGGAUGUCCCGGGUUGGGCUGGCAUUGUCAUUAUCGCCAUUUGCACCUUUUUCGUAACCCUCUUCGGUUACAAGGUCGUUCACGCCUACGAGUUCUGGAGCUGGAUCCCGACCUUCAUCAUCUUCCUGAUUACCUUGGGUGUCUUCGCGCACUCAGGCGAUUUCGUGAACAUUCCUAUGGGCGUUGGUACUUCCGAAUUGGGCGGUGUCCUCAGCUUUGGCUGCACAGUUUAUGGCUUUGCCACCGGAUGGACCUCCUACGCUGCCGACUACACCGUCUACCACCCCGCGACCGAAAGCAAGAGGAAGGUGUGGAUCAGUACCUUCAUUGGUCUGAUCUUCCCUCUGUUUUUCACCGAGAUGUUGGGCGUGGCCGUCAUGGCUGCUACUGAUAUCAACGGUGGUGACAACAUCUAUCAGGCUGGUUACACGGCCUCCGGCACCGGUGGCCUUCUGGCGGCCGUUCUUGUUCCCCAUCUUGGUGGUUUUGGCAAGUUCUGCCUGAUCAUUCUUGCUCUCUCGAUCAUUGCAAACAACUGCCCGAACAUCUACUCUGUGUCCCUCACUGUGCAAGUCUUUGCGCACUGGACUCAGUACGUUCCUCGUUUCAUCUGGACCCUUGUUGGCACCGGUGUCUACAUUGCCAUUGCUAUCGCGGGUUACUCGCACUUCGAGACGAUCCUUGAGAACUUCAUGAACUUCAUUGGUUACUGGCUUGCCAUUUAUACCGGUAUUGCUGUUACCGACCAUUUCGUAUUCAAGAGGGGCUUUGGUGGCUACAACCCUGAACUCUAUGACCAACCGAGCAAGCUACCCGUGGGUAUCGCAGCUGUUCUUGCCUUCUGCUUCGGUGUUGCUGGUAUGGUUGUCGGCAUGAGCCAGUCGUGGUGGGUGGGUCCCGUCGCGCUCAAGGCGGGUGCGGCGCCAACUGGUGGUGAUGUUGGUGCGGAGCUGGGCUUCGCCUUUGCUUCCGUCAGCUAUAUGGCCCUGAGAACCGUUGAGCUCCGCAUGUUCAAGAGGUAGGGUUCACCGAGGGCAAAUGGGUGUCCAUCACGGGCCGCAAGGCAGUUUCCGUGUAAAGUCGUCUAUUCAAAACUGAAAGAAGAAGAAAGAAUAGAAGAGGGGUGUCUUGUAGAGACAAAGAGGUGGAGGGGAAGGAGAGCGCUUUGUGUUUUUAAAAACAAUAUACCCGACUAUGUUUCUCGCGCAUCUCCUCUCAACGGAAGGAAGACUAUCUGUCAAAAUCAAAAUCAAAAUCAUUCACAUAAAACCGUGCUUCUCGCAAAUUACUCCUACAAACCGCCGCAACCC
Aplosporella prunicola CBS 121167 is the source of this 2156-nucleotide messenger RNA. RefSeq lists its product as uncharacterized. Gene Ontology annotation, cellular component: plasma membrane; fungal-type vacuole membrane. The record is from RefSeq and is a predicted model, not a curated record. Lineage: Eukaryota; Fungi; Ascomycota; Dothideomycetes; Botryosphaeriales; Aplosporellaceae. Bases 294 to 1868 code for a protein of 524 amino acids. The transcript is spliced from 4 exons. Gene Ontology annotation, biological process: transmembrane transport. Gene Ontology annotation, molecular function: transmembrane transporter activity.